Anopheles funestus (African malaria mosquito) is the source of this 4768-nucleotide messenger RNA. It is a transcript of the gene ATPCL, whose product is annotated as ATP-citrate synthase. NCBI's taxonomy places the organism in Eukaryota, Metazoa, Arthropoda, Insecta, Diptera, Culicidae. Gene Ontology annotation, molecular function: ATP citrate synthase activity. The transcript is spliced from 10 exons. Gene Ontology annotation, cellular component: cytosol. Gene Ontology annotation, biological process: acetyl-CoA biosynthetic process; fatty acid biosynthetic process; citrate metabolic process. Bases 337 to 3657 code for a protein of 1106 amino acids. The record is from RefSeq and is a predicted model, not a curated record.
CCGCCAUACCACCUUGCUGUGUGCCGUCAUUCGCCGCAACCCCGAAAUCAGGCUGAUUCGCUGCCGAUUUCGCGGUGGAAACCGCUUGCCGAUCCCGCACUAUAGCUGCGCUGUUGGUGAAACAAGCACCAAGGGGUUUAGUUGCGUUUGUGUCGUCGUCCCGAUCGGAUCGUUGCUCCACUUCAGCAAAACAGGCGUGUGUGCCCGCUGCCCGUGACCGGUUUCGUUGCAUUUCGUUGGCCCGCUGUUUCUACUAGCGGUCACUCCCACAGCUGCGCUUAGAUUUAAAAGAUCAUCUAACAAAAGGAGAACAGCGCCAAGCAGUACAAUAGCAAGAUGUCCGCCAAAGCAAUACGCGAAGCCACCGGUAAAGAUAUUAUCAACCGCCAUCUACAGGGCGAUCAUGGAGCGGCCAAGUGUCGUUUUGCAACCGUGACCGAAAAUACACAAUGGCAGCAGCUGGUACUGGACAACCCGUGGCUGGAGACUUCGCCUCUUGUGGUAAAGCCGGAUCAGCUGAUUAAGAGACGUGGCAAACUUGGACUGAUUGCCGUUAACAAAAACCUAACCCAAGUGAAGACAUGGGUCAACGAACGGAUGGGCAAAGAUCAGAAGGUUGGAAACGCUACCGGCAAGCUGCGCAAUUUUAUCAUCGAACCGUUUGUCCCGCACAAAGAUAAUGAGGAAGCAUACGUGUGUAUCUACUCUCACCGGACGGCGGACACAAUACUGUUCUAUCACCAGGGCGGCGUUGAUAUCGGUGAUGUGGAUGCGAAGGCGUUAAAGCUGGAUGUACCUGUCGGUAAAGACGUGACUAUGGCCGAAAUUGAGAAAGUGUUGCUGACCGAAAUUUCUUCCGCUAAGAAGCAAAGGGUUGCCAACUUUGUAUACAAUCUGUACCGAUUGUAUGUGGACCUGUAUUUUACUUACCUGGAAAUUAAUCCACUGGUCAUCACGAACGAUUCCAUCUAUAUUCUCGAUUUGGCAGCUAAGGUUGACGCAACUGCCGACUUUAUCUGUCGGCCAAAGUGGGGCGAAAUUGACUAUCCACCACCAUUUGGCCGCGACGCAUUCCCGGAGGAAGCGUACAUUGCCGAUUUGGAUGCAAAGAGUGGUGCAUCGCUGAAGCUAACAAUUCUGAACCGCAACGGUCGCAUCUGGACAAUGGUUGCAGGUGGUGGUGCUAGUGUAAUCUAUUCGGAUACAAUCUGCGAUUUAGGCGGUGCUAGUGAGCUGGCAAACUAUGGCGAAUACAGUGGGGCACCAUCGGAGCAGCAAACGUACGAGUAUGCAAAGACUAUUCUUAGUCUGAUGACCAGCAGCCCGAAGCAUCCGGAUGGAAAGGUGCUGAUUACUGGUGGAGGUAUUGCAAACUUUACGAAUGUAGCAGCAACAUUUAGCGGUAUUAUUACUGCCCUGCGUGACUACCAGCAGAAGCUGAUCGAGCACAAUGUGUCGAUCUUUGUGCGUCGUGCAGGCCCGAACUAUCAGGAAGGCUUGCGCAAGAUGCGUGAGAUUGGUAGCAGCUUGGGCAUUCCACUGUAUGUGUUCGGUCCGGAGACACACAUGACGGCGAUCUGCGGUAUGGCACUAGGAAAGAAACCUAUCGCUAAGAGCAACAAUGUACAUUUUGCCACUGCAAACUUUCUUCUACCGGGUGGCCAGCAGGUGGCCGAAUCAUCCAAGAAAUCGUCCACUGGUAGUCAAGAAAAUGCAGCUAGCAGUGGCGUUAGUAAGAAAUUUACCUCACCCGCUACUUCCCCGGUAGGCGAAACUGGUGCGAUCCGAACGUCACAAACAGAAAUCGGUUCGGAUGCGUAUCGUCAAAUGUUUACCAACCGUACCAAGGCACUCGUAUGGGGAAUGCAAACCCGAGCUGUCCAGUCGAUGCUGGAUUUCGACUUUAUCUGCAGCCGUGAUGAGCCUUCCGUAGUGGCGAUGGUAUACCCGUUCACCGGGUAUCAUAAGCAAAAAUUCUACUGGGGUCAUAAGGAAGUGCUGAUUCCGGUGUACUCUAAGAUGUCGGAAGCAAUCAAUAAGCACAAAGAAGCCGACGUGUUAGUAAACUUUGCGUCCCUUCGGUCAGCUUACGAUAGUUCAAUCGAAGUGUUGGACUAUCCGCAGAUCCGCACUAUUGCCAUCAUUGCCGAAGGCAUUCCGGAGAAUUUGACGCGCAAGCUGAACAUGGCUGCAAAAGACCGUAAUGUUUCGAUCAUCGGCCCGGCCACGGUUGGUGGUGUUAAGCCGGGAUGUUUCAAGAUUGGUAAUACUGGCGGUAUGCUUGAUAACAUUAUACAUUCCAAGUUGUACCGUGCCGGCAGUGUGGCGUAUGUGUCCCGCUCGGGUGGUAUGUCCAACGAGCUGAACAACAUUCUUUCACUGACGACGGAUGGAGUUUACGAGGGUGUCGCAAUUGGUGGCGAUCGUUACCCUGGCACAACAUUUAUGGAUCACAUCAUGCGCUAUCAGGCUGAUCCGGCUGCCAAGAUGAUCGUAUUGUUGGGAGAGGUUGGCGGCGUUGAAGAAUACGAAGUGUGUGAAGCAUUGAGGGAUGGUCGCAUCACUAAGCCCUUGAUUGCCUGGUGUAUCGGUACCUGUGCGGGAAUGUUCACUUCCGAGGUACAGUUCGGACAUGCUGGGUCCUGUGCGAACACGGAUCGCGAAACGGCAUCUGCUAAAAACAAUGCUCUUGCCGACGCGGGCGCUCACGUACCUGCCUCGUUCGACGCUUUCGGUGAUCUGAUUGGAUCGGUGUACGAGAGCAUGGUUAAGGAAGGACACAUCGUACCGGCCGAAGAGGUACCGCCUCCAACUGUACCGAUGGACUACUCGUGGGCUCGCGAGCUUGGUUUGAUCCGCAAACCGGCUUCGUUUAUGACGUCGAUUUGUGACGAGAGAGGCCAGGAGCUGCUUUACGCCGGCAUGCCGAUCAGCGAUGUGCUGCAGAAGAAUGUAGGCAUCGGUGGUGUGGUGUCGCUUUUGUGGUUCCAGCGCUGUUUACCUCCGUACGUGUGCAAGUUCUUCGAAAUGUGUCUGAUGGUUACUGCUGAUCAUGGUCCGGCUGUAUCAGGCGCACACAACACGAUCGUUUGUGCACGUGCCGGUAAAGAUUUGGUAUCGUCUGUGGUAAGCGGUCUGCUUACGAUCGGUGACCGUUUCGGUGGUGCCCUUGAUGGUGCAGCCAAACAGUUCUCCGAGGCUUACGAUUCCAACCUUCACCCAAUGGAAUUCGUCAACUCUAUGCGCAAGAAGGGUCAACUGAUCAUGGGCAUCGGACACAGAGUAAAGUCUAUUAACAACCCGGACGUUCGAGUGAAGAUCAUCAAAGAGUUCGUAAUGCAAAACUUCCCAGCUUACCCUCUGCUUGAGUACGCGCUGGAGGUUGAGAAGAUUACCACCAGCAAGAAACCGAACCUAAUUUUGAAUGUUGAUGGAGUAAUUGCAACGUCUUUUGUUGAUUUGUUGAGGAACUGUGGUUCAUUCACGAGUGAGGAAGCUCAAGAGUAUAUCAACAUCGGUGCGAUCAAUUCGCUGUUUGUUUUGGGCCGCAGUAUCGGUUUCAUCGGACAUUACAUGGAUCAGAAGCGCUUGAAGCAGGGUCUGUAUCGUCAUCCAUGGGACGAUAUCUCGUACGUUCUCCCGGAACAGUACAACUAAAACCCCUACUGAUCGGAGAUUAUCGGACGUCGAGACAAGAUAUUAUACAAAAAUUCAUAAGCACAACACGACGCAAAACAACAUGUUUCCGUUUAAACACGAACGUAGAAAAGUGGAAAUUUAACUGUGGAUGUGAAAAUGUAACAUAUUCAUCCAUCAACAAACGAUGAAGAUCCGCAAAAAAUGGAGAAGUAAUGUAAGCAAACGGCAAUUGUGUAUGGUUCGAGAAGUUCGAUAGUGAAAAAAAACAUUAAGCAAAUUAUGCAGCGCAAUGCUGCAUACUUUCCAUUUUUCCCCAUUAUUGGUAAUUAGUUUUACAAGAAUCUCUUUUUCGUUUUGGCGUAGUGUAUCCUUUUCCGUAGUGUAUUCCGUAAUUAUCCUUUUCUUUCCUUUGUGUCUGUUAGCUUGUUGAACAAUCAAUUUUACAUUCUCAACAAACAGUGCAUUUAUGCAAGGAAAGUUGCGCUGUGUAUCGUGUAACUUAUUGCUACGAAUUACAUUUGGUGUUUCCUUUUUUUAAAACUACAUUCACUAUAGUUUAAAAUUGUUCCUAAACAGGCUUCGCCUUAAAGUUAGUGAUUGUGUUUUGCGCUGACAGACAUAAGCAUAACACGUUUCUAACGGGGAAACAAUGAAGAUUACUCGGUGCAAUCACAGCAACGUCUAGUUUGGGCGUAGAACCACAAGGUGUUUAACAACGGACAAAACAAACAAAAGCGGUGGAAGCAAAAUGAGACUUACUUUUAAUUUAUUGCAUCGCUCAUUAAGUUUCAAUGUUUUUUUUCCCCAUCUUCGGUAAGGCGUUUCCCGGUUUUAAACGGCAACAUCAUCUGAAAAAGCGUACAAGAUAGUAGAAACAAUGACGCUAUAUUCCAUGAAUAUCCUAGCAAAAGAUGGCAACUAGAAUGUGAGGUAAUUGCAAUCUGAACGAACGAACGUAGGAGAGGCGCUGUGUCUUAUAUGAUUUCUAUUUAAAUUCGUUAUCAUUUCUUUCCGUGUAAAAGUCUUCAUUGCGGUUUCUGUUGCUAAUUAUAAGUUAAUGUGGAUAUGUUUCUUCUAUUUUAUUUGAAUGGAAAAAAAGAUACAACAAACAUAGUGACAAAGUACCAAA